CAGUCCGAAGCAUCUCACGGGUAUGGUGCUUACCUCACAGGUAAGGCUGAAGGAUACCGAGACGGAAAAUGCAGAAAAGUGUUCGAUAUAAUGAGGGACACGCUCUGUAUCUCUCCGUGGUCGCGCGCAAAGAGGGCACCAAGCGAGGCCAUCUCAACAAGAAGACGACGGAAAACAGUAAAUGGCACGAGAAGUACUUCGCGCUAUAUCAAAACGUCUUGUUCUACUUCGACACCGAGCAGAGUGCGCGACCAUCGGGCAUCUAUCUGCUGGAGGGAUGCACAUGCGAAAGAGUUCCAGCGCCUAAGGUGUCCACCGUUGGCAAAGAGACACUUGACAAACUGCACUAUUUCCUCAUCGUGUUCGGCCAUGACGGGCAGAAGCCACUGGAGCUGCGCACAGAGGAGGAGGUGGAGUGUGAUGAGUGGGUGGAGCUUAUCCAGCAGGCCAGUUACUCUGACAUCAUCAUCGAGCGGGAGGUGCUCAUGCAGAAGUACAUCCACCUGGUGCAGAUUGUGGAGACGGAGAAGGUGGCAGCCAAUCAGCUGCGCACACAGCUUGAGGACCAGGACACGGAGAUCGAGAGACUCAAAGCUGAGAUCGUGGCCUUGAAUAAAACCAAGGAGAGAAUGCGUCCUUACCAAGUGAACCAGGAAGAAGAUGAUCCAGAUAUCAAGAAAAUUAAAAAGGUCCAGAGUUUUAUGCGUGGCUGGCUGUGCCGGAGGAAGUGGAAAAUCAUUGUCCAGGACUACAUCUGCUCACCCCACGCAGAGAGCAUGAGGAAGAGGAACCAGAUCGUCUUCAACAUGGUGGAGGCCGAGACCGAGUAUGUCCACCAGCUCUCCAUCCUGGUCAACUGCUUCCUCAGGCCACUCCGCAUGGCUGCCAGCUCCAAGAAGCCCCCCAUCAGCCAUGAUGGUGUCAGCAGUAUCUUCCUGAACAGCGAAACCAUCAUGUUCUUACAUGAGAUAUUCCACCAAGGCUUAAAGGCAAGGAUCGCAAAUUGGCCCACACUGGUUUUAGCUGAUCUCUUCGACAUCCUCCUGCCCAUGCUGAACAUCUACCAGGAGUUUGUACGGAACCACCAGUACAGCCUGCAGGUUCUGGCUAACUGCAAGCAGAACCGGGACUUCGACAAGCUGCUAAAGCAGUAUGAGUCCAAUGCAGCCUGCGAAGGCAGGAUGCUGGAGACGUUCCUCACAUAUCCCAUGUUCCAGAUCCCACGAUAUAUUAUAACUCUUCAUGAACUGUUGGCCCACACACCACAUGAGCACGUGGAGCGGAAGAGCCUAGAAUUUGCCAAAUCUAAGCUGGAGGAACUCUCCAGGGUGAUGCAUGAUGAAGUGAGCGACACAGAGAACAUCCGUAAGAACUUGGCCAUUGAACGCAUGAUCGUAGAAGGCUGCGACAUGCUCCUCGACACCAGCCAGACAUUUGUGAGGCAAGGCUCUUUGAUCCAGCUGCCCUCGGUGGAGAGGGGAAAGCUCAGUAAGGUGCGUCUAGGUUCUCUCUCCCUGAAGAAGGAAGGAGAGAGACAGUGCUUCCUCUUCACCAAGCACUUCCUCAUCUGCACCCGCAGCUCUGGUGGCAAGCUGCAUCUGCUCAAACAAGGUGGCGUCUUGUCUCUGAUUGAGUGCACUCUCAUCGAAGAACCUGAUACCAGUGAUGAAGACUCUAAGACCUCAGGGCAGGUGUUCGGCCAUCUGGACUUCAAGAUUGUGGUUGAGCCAACGGACGCUCCUGCCUUCACUGUGGUUCUUCUGUCUCCAUCACGCCAGGAGAAAGCAGCUUGGACCAGUGACAUCAGCCAGUGCAUCGAUAACAUCCGCUGCAAUGGCCUGAUGACUAGUGUGUUUGAGGAGAACUCCAAAGUCACAGUGCCACACAUGAUAAAGUCAGAUGCGCGCCUCCAUAAGGACGACGUGGACAUCUGCUUCAGCAAGACGCUGAACUCGUGCAAGGUGCCGCAGAUCCGCUACGCCAGCGUGGAGCGUCUGCUGGAGCGCCUCACUGACCUGCGCUUCCUCUCCAUCGACUUCCUCAACACCUUCCUGCACACCUACCGCAUCUUCACCACGGCAACCGUUGUCAUGGACAAGCUGGCCGACAUCUACAAGAAGCCCUUCACCUCCAUCCCUGUCAGGGUCCAUUAUCACUCAUUUGACCGCUUGUGCAUGGUAUCCAUCUGCCCAGACUACAGCUUGAAGAUCAGGAACAUAGCCAUGGAUCAAACAAAGUCCCUGGAGCUCUUCUUCGCCAGCAGUCAGAACAGCCGCUCCGGCGGCUCCGGCGGCGAGCCCCCAAACGACAAGUCCCCCCGUCUGUGUCGCAAGUUCUCCUCCCCUCCGCCCCUCGCCGUCCGCUCCCGCACCUCGUCUCCCGUGCGCGCUCGUAAGCUCUCCCUCAACUCGCCGCUGAACUCCAGGAUGGGUGCCCCCGACCUGUCCGGCCUCACCUCUCACUCGGCUGCCAGCAGCCCCACCUCCUCCCAGCCGACCGCUUCGUCUCCGCCCGCCGGCAACCCCGAGUCCCCUGUGGACCAGAGCUGCGUCCAGAGCCCGUCUUUGCCUGAGCAACAGAGCCCUGGGGCCCAGGACGACAGUGCCGACGCGCCCCGCAUCGACGCCCUUAGUGGCAAACUACGGCGCAGCAUCAGAAGGGCUGUGCUGGAAUCAGCCUCGCUGGAUAAAUUUAAUCCAGAGUCCCCGCAAGGCAGCGAAGCAGAAGACCUUUCCCCCUGCCGGUCCCCUUCCACCCCACGGCACCUGCGUUACCGAGGCCCUGGAGUCCCGGCAGCGGAGAACCCGCGCUGCUCCAUGUCUCCGGCCUCGGCGUUCGCCAUCGCCACUGCAGCAGCCGGACACAGCAGCCCUCCAGUUUUCAACAACUCAGAGAGGAUGUGCGACAAGGAGUUCAUCAUCAGGCGGGCAGCAACCAAUCGGGUUCUCAACGUCCUCCGCCACUGGGUGUCCAAACACUCCCAGGACUUUGAGCUGAAUUGUGAGUUGAAGAUGGGCGUGAUGGGCCUUCUGGAAGAGGUCCUGAGGGAUCCUGACCUGCUGCCUCAGGAGAGGAAAGCCACUGCCAACAUACUGAACGCCCUUUCUCAGGACGAUCAAGAGGAUGCCCAGCUGAAGAUAGAGGACAUCUUGCAGAUGGCUGAAUGCCCGAAGGCAGAGUGCUUUGAAUCCCUGUCAGCGAUGGAGCUAGCAGAGCAGAUCACUCUCCUCGACCACAUCAUUUUCCGGAGUAUUCCUUAUGAGGAGUUUCUGGGCCAGGGCUGGAUGAAGACAGACAAGACAGAGAGAACUCCCUACAUCAUGAAGACAAGCCAGCACUUCAACGACAUGAGUAAUCUGGUAGCCUCCCAGAUUAUGAGCCACACAGACAUAGGGUCCAGGGCCAGCUCCAUAGAGAAGUGGGUGACUGUUGCUGACAUUUGCCGCUGCCUGAACAACUAUAACGGCGUUUUGGAGAUCACCUCAGCCCUGAACCGCAGUGCCGUCUACAGGCUAAAGAAGACCUGGGCUAAAAUCAACAAACAGACAAAAGCUCUCAUGGACAAGCUACAGAAGACGGUGUCAUCAGAGGGAAGAUUUAAAAACCUGAGGGAAACCUUGAAAAAUUGUAACCCACCAUGCGUCCCUUAUCUGGGUAUGUAUCUGACUGACUUGGCAUUCAUUGAGGAGGGAACCCCAAACUUCACUGAAGAGGGUCUAGUCAACUUCUCAAAGAUGAGAAUGAUAUCUCAUAUCAUCCGUGAGAUUCGACAGUUUCAGCAAACUCCCUACCGGAUAGAACACCAGACAAAGGUCACCCAGUAUCUGCUGGAUAAGGCCUUGAUCAUGGAUGAAGACACGCUGUACGACUUGUCUCUGAAGAUCGAGCCCAGGCUUCCUGCUUGAGCUCCCCAAGUUUACUCCUCUUCCACCGGGGGGCACUUUCUGGGACAUGGCGUCGAGCUCAUGUUUGGUGCCGGGGUGAAGCCAGGACAUUGGAACAGAGGGCCUGCCAGUGCGGAGGGCAAAGGCUGACUGAGUGAGGAGAACGAAAGUAGUCGCCGAGGUUUGAAUGCUGCAAGCGAGAAGGUCUCCAGUUUACACUGCUGAAUAAAACAUGAGAAGUGGGCGUUACUGCUAUCAUCCAGGGAGCGAGUGCAUGCUAAGGUCAACGCAGCAAAAAGAGGGAGGGGGGACGCUUUUUAAACCCCUGCGGUGAAGAUGGUAUGAGAAGAAAUGUAGCAUGUACAGCGGUAGUCUGUGCUAGACCUUACACAUUGUGUAGCGAUGCCGAGAUCGGUGGCUCAAGGCGUGUAGUCUUAUUGGUCGUGAUGGUGGCAUGAACCAGAUUGCGGGUUCACGCCGUCUUUUUGCCUCGUCAUAAACCUUUCUCCAAGUCUGAGGUCUCCGAGCUGGUUUGCAAAUAAGGACUUGCUUUAUACUUUCUUUUCUGUCAUAUGCUCGCCCCGAUACGUUUGUUGUUGUUUUGCCACAGGACAGUUGCAAUGAACCAAAUCACUAGAUUGUUAUUUCGGAGGGUGAGUUUAUCUCUGAAAACAGUAGAAAUGUAUAGUAGCUGGUUGGAGAUAAUAUUUUAUGCUGUUGGUGCUCAUUAAAUUGAUUUUGUUUCAUAAAGAUCCCCCCUAAAUCAUAUAUGUUAUGAAUAAGCAAAAUAAAUUAUAUAGUUAUUAUUAAAUGCUAAUAUGGUGCCUUCUUCCCACAACACACACAAACCAGUGUUUAACAUAGGAUUUUAAAUAGGAUUUUCUUUUAGCCGCUGUAGCAAACUGAUAUAAAUAUUUUUAAAUGGAUGUCAAAUUGUGACAUCAAAUUUUAGCUUUAAACAUAUUUUUUUGAUUCUGAUUAUAAAUUUAAGAAGCCAAAACUAUUUCAUUAAAAAAAAAAAAGUUUAUAACAUGAUCUAUCUCCGUCAGCAAGGUAUAUUGUUAAUAAAUAAAUAAAUACUCUACAGUAAAUCUGUUAAUCUUUAAAACAAAUUCUUUAACAAUAUCUUUGAAAUGUGACCAGCCUGUAGCAUUGCAGUAAGCAUACAAAUAAUGCUAAGGCCAUACUUUGCAAGUUGAACUUAGGAGUCUGAGCUGAUCCCAUGCUGAAAGUGAGAGACGGUAGUAUGUUCACUUGGCUAAUGCUCGUGGAGAAAACUUUUCCUUUCUCAAUCCGGAAGGAUUACUCCAGUCUGCUGUUAUAGAAAUAUCUGGUUGAUUGAUUACCCUGCAGUGUAUGCUACAAUGGGGCAUCCUUUCUGUAGUUUGCAUGCAAAAGACCUCAUAUGCAUGCUGUAAAACUACAUUGUAAGAGAUUUGUUCGUGCUGAUGUUUCAUAGCUACUGUAUAGUCUCUCAAAACCUCAAAAGAAUGAUGGACAAAUUUUCAUUGAACAACCCCCCCCAUCCCCCCAUUAAGGCUGGAAAUUUCAUAUGCAUAUGUUGACAGAUAACGGUGAAUCUGGCUAUAGAUGUAUAACUACCACUGUGCUGUAUUAAGAUAAUAUUAUGUUUGUCUGACAGAAAUGUAUUCAGUUAGAUUUAUUUCUCUUGUUUGUGUCAAUAUACUGUAAAGGCAAUGGGUUGUCUGAAAUUGGGACAGACCUGCAAUAGGUAGGUUUCAGCCAUGUAGCGUUGCUUAUAUGAGUGGGUAAUUGUAAUAUUUAUUUCCUGACAUAUUUAUUUGAUAUUUUUCUGUAUAUAGUAUGUAGUUUAUGACACUAUGUUAUGGUGAUUUUUUUUUUUUUUAAACCAACUUCUUUUAUUUCUGCAAGCACUAUUAAUGUACUGUUCCACUUUGCAAAACUAGGCAAAAGUAAUGUAGCAUAUCCGAUUGCUUUUCAGUUCUGUGUCUUGUUUUGGUUUUUUUUAGAUUCAAUGAUAAGUAGUUAAACACACAUCGGAUUGGUGUUGUGUACUGCAUGCUGGUGCAUGUCUACUAGGGAUUCCUCGUGUUAAAUGCUUUUCUCGUAUAUGAUCGAUACUGUUUGUCCUCUUGGUGUUAAUUUUUUUUUUCUUACUGAUUCUUGUGGAGAAUGACUGGCUUUGGCACUCCAGUUUUAUGCUUUCAUUUCAAAUAAAAAUGACUAAGAUAUAAA
Molecule: messenger RNA, 6101 nt
Organism: Electrophorus electricus (electric eel)
Lineage: Eukaryota; Metazoa; Chordata; Actinopteri; Gymnotiformes; Gymnotidae
Gene: rasgrf2b
Product: Ras protein-specific guanine nucleotide-releasing factor 2b
Biological process (GO): Ras protein signal transduction
Cellular component (GO): plasma membrane; cytoplasm
Molecular function (GO): guanyl-nucleotide exchange factor activity
Source: RefSeq, a predicted model, not a curated record